GCUCAACUUCUGGAACCUUCGACCCAAAAACUGGUCAAUUGACUCUGCGCCCGGAGCUGCUGUGAAACCGAGCUGUCUGCGACCUCAAUCCCUUCACAUACCAAACCAUCCGGACAUCAGCAGCACAACAUCGAGUUCAGCCUCAGGUCGGUCAUCGACGCGAUUCUUCCAUCUGAAAGUUUAGCUCAGUCACCAUGUCCAAGCAUCAUCCGGAUUUGAUUCAAUGUCGAAAACAGCCAGGGAUCGCGAUCGCUCGAAUGUGCGAGAAAUGUGAUGGAAAAUGUCCCAUUUGCGAUUCGUAUGUUCGACCACAAACCUUGGUUAGAAUAUGCGAUGAGUGUAACUUUGGCACUUACGGCGGAAGAUGUAUCAUCUGCGGUAGCCCUGGCAUAAGUGAUGCUUACUAUUGUACCGAGUGCACAAGGCUGGAAAAGGAUAGGGACGGAUGUCCUAAGAUCGUCAAUCUGGGUGCUAGUCGGACGGAUCUUUUCUACGAGAGAAAACGAUUGGGAUUCCAAAAAGGAUAACUUUGAUACUCUCACUUUUGUGACUCACCGAUUAUAUGAGCUUAUCUCCGUCCGCACUUCUCUCAAGAUGUUUAGAGCCCCGGCUCCCUUGUUUUUAGCCUGAUGCACUUCGAUGAUCGAUUUCACAACGCAGUCUGUAUCAAUAUUUCUGCUUGAAUAAUGCACCAAUCCUCCUCAUAGAUCAAGAUUUGCCGUAUUUGUAAAGCUCUAUCGUUGAAGACAUCGGUAACUUU
Messenger RNA from Puccinia graminis f. sp. tritici CRL 75-36-700-3, 760 nucleotides. RefSeq lists its product as uncharacterized. The record is from RefSeq and is a predicted model, not a curated record. The coding region runs from base 195 to 527 and encodes 110 amino acids. The transcript is spliced from 5 exons. NCBI's taxonomy places the organism in Eukaryota, Fungi, Basidiomycota, Pucciniomycetes, Pucciniales, Pucciniaceae. Gene Ontology annotation, biological process: mRNA splicing, via spliceosome. Gene Ontology annotation, cellular component: catalytic step 2 spliceosome; U2 snRNP; precatalytic spliceosome.